This is a messenger RNA of Orussus abietinus, 11050 nucleotides long. Its product is annotated as putative glutathione-specific gamma-glutamylcyclotransferase 2. Lineage: Eukaryota; Metazoa; Arthropoda; Insecta; Hymenoptera; Orussidae. Gene Ontology annotation, biological process: glutathione catabolic process. The coding region runs from base 957 to 1673 and encodes 238 amino acids. Gene Ontology annotation, cellular component: cytoplasm. The transcript has 16 exons. The record is from RefSeq and is a predicted model, not a curated record. Gene Ontology annotation, molecular function: glutathione specific gamma-glutamylcyclotransferase activity; gamma-glutamylcyclotransferase activity.
CACCUUACGCCGACGCCAGACGCGCUUCAGCUUCCGAGACAGUACGUCGAGCGAAACCUGAUCUUCCCUUAAAAAAAGUGCAAAACCCAUAAUUUAUCGAGUACAAAGUAGAUUCCGUACUCACGCGUGACCCAGUGUCGUCAAAAAGUGGGCAAAUAACCCGAGGAUAUCACCAGUGCAAGUAGGUCAACGUCAGACUCAGGGCCACUCGAGUGCCACGCAUCUGUUGCGAAUCUCCAAAACGAAUCGUCUCCUUGGAAGAGGAAUCAAGAAGAAAACAUCCAAGGGAAUAAUCCCUCGGUACCGAGGUUCCAUAUCGACUAUACAUACGCUUUCAAAAUGUGUUGUACCUGUGAGUCGUGUAACUAAGAAAAAGGAAGAGGAUCCCAAUUCGAGCCCGCGAAUGGCGGCCUACGUUACCGACAGAUCGGCCUCUAUCGGCCCGCGUAUGAACGCGGCAACGGCGCGACGGCGUUUCUCCUACGACUUCAAAGCGGUUUCUAUUCGUGGAAAGCCACGCCGGAAGGCUGCACACGUGACAGUUAACAAGAAAGAGAAUUUAAGACGGCAUCGAGGACAUUAACGAAGACGGAGGCGCGGUUUAGUGAUGGUUAAUUAGAGGAAGAACGGUAGAGUACGCGUGGAAUCGGCGGGGUGUGCAGAGGUUCGACGCGCAGUCGCGAGAAGGCGCCACCGCAGGGUCCGGUUUUCUAUAAAAGGGCGCGCGAAGCGGACCGCUCGCCAGGCUGGUCCGACCGGCCGGACGUGGCGCGGGUCGUUUCCGUCCUCGGUAAGAUGCGCUCGGAAGGUGGAUGGCCCGAAUCCCAGGAAGAUCAAAGGAUGUCGGCGUAUCGAGGGAGUUGACGAAGCCAUGCGGGAAGGCCCUAUCGAGGUUGAGAAUCGAGUUAGUUCCGAUGCGAGCAUAAUUUCAUCCAAGAGUAAGAGAAAGGGGAAUCAUGAGCGAGGAUCGCAGCCUUUGGGUUUUCGGGUACGGAUCCCUGUGCUGGUACCCGGGGUUCGAGUACAAGGCCAGCAUGACGGGAUUCGUACAGGGGUUCGGCAGGCGGUUUUGGCAAGGCAACGUCACCCACCGAGGGACCGUCGACAAGCCGGGUCGAGUAGCCACGUUGGUCGAGAGCAAGGAGGAAAAAGUUUAUGGACGGGCUUUCAAAGUCAAGGACAACGAGGCUAUGAGAUAUCUUGAGAAGCGGGAGUGCUCCCUCGGUGGUUAUCUGACGGCCCUGACGACGUUCUAUUCCCGAGACGACGGCAAGAGUUUCCCGGCCGUUUUGUAUAUUGCCACAAAUAAGAAUGAACAUUGGCUUGGCAAGGCCCCGCUGCAAACAAUAGCCGACCAGAUCGCCGAAUCGUCUGGCCCUAGUGGGCACAACGUGGAGUACCUUCUCAGAUUAGCCGACUUCAUGCGUCGCUAUCUACCGGAGGCUCAUGACGAGCACCUCUUUUCCCUGGAAGUCAUGGUCCGGUCGCUGAUCAAGGAACGAAAUCUGUGCCUUAGGACCUUGAUGGGCAACCCGGAAUUCCUGGACCUUGCAACAAUCGAUGCCGACCAAAUGCAGGCCGAUCGCGUUCCCGAAGAAAAUGCCCCUCGACGAGAAUCCUUCCAGCACAUCUUGAGAGUCCCCGAAAAGACACUGCGUUGCCUCAAGAUGUAAAUUAUCUUUUCCUUUUUAUCCACCUUGCCGAGCAUUGGUUAGGAUCUCCUAGGACGUUUUGGUUUUUAGGUAAUGACUGUGAUUUGAACCCUGGGACACGUUCACGGUAUUUUACCGAUCGGUACGGGAACGGCUCUUGACGAUUCACCGUAUUCCUUCCCGUCUCUUAUUUAUCUAUUGUUUCAUGUGAUAAUCGGGAGAGGAUCAACGAUGCUUCUCUAACAAUCGGAUAUACCUUCGAUCGCUGCUGAUAGUUAACCGCGCCUGACGGAAGUAAUUUUCAAAACGAACAAGACUUUGUAAGAUCAUCUGGAUUCCAAAUGUCUUCGACUGAUGUAGCAGGGAAUUUUGCGUCGACGGUCCAUAGCAUAAGGUCCAUUUCCGAUAAGCGGAACAUUUCUUAUGUUUACGAACUGUAGUUAGCAAUUAAUUGCGUCACGCGGAUACCGACUGUCAUGUGUUAAUGGUAUUUGUUUAAAGUCGCAUGGGGGUGAUUAUUGGUAUUCACGUGACGCAUGUAGCCAGUGAUUGCUGAGAGUCUUUAUCAAGCUGACAAAAAUUCUUCGACAAGUUUUACUAGGUUAAGUUGCGUCACGGAUGCGUAAUAUUAUUUUUUUUUUAUUGCAGAAUUUAACGCGCUACUCGACUGUGACAGCAUAUUGCAUUCGUGUUUGUGAAAGCUAAUAAAAAGAAAAGAAAAGAAAACGUCCUGAAUUUACGGCCUGCACGGAUCUCGUUAUCCAAUCGACGAAUCCGCUGAUGGUCACCUUUAUGCGUGGAUACAGUUUCAUUCGAUCCUGCCCGUGCCACGGGAGAGAAACGGAAGAAAUUCCAAGAUGGCGUCGCUUGGCAAUUCCAUGUACCGACCGAGGAGAGCAGCGAUCUUUGACGCUCUAAAUACCCUGAAGCCACCUCUUCAUUAUUCGUCUCAAAUUGCAGCGAAUUUUUUCACGUAGUUCAAGUUACCAUCAAACGAAAAACGAGCCGACCGUAUUGACUCUCGAGAGGAGCGACGCAAGUUUUACGGCGAAUUUCCCCGUAUCUGGGAGUUUCGUUAGGCACUAAUGCACGUAGCGGGGAACUAGCGUUAAGUAACGUUAUCUCCGAGAUAUCCCGGAGUCAGCCAUGCCACAUCAACGUCACGGUUAGUAAGGACCGCUUCUUUCCCGGUUCUGCUCCUUCAUUCGUCCAUUAACACCGUCAUUCUCCGCCGGUACACAUGUGCGCCCGUAGUUUAUCCUGAGGCCAUCGCACCGUCGAGCACCUGGCGAAAGGAAACGGCGUCGGGCCAUCUCACCUGGAAGAAGGACGAGGAUGAUGACUCGGUCUCCUGGAAGUCCCGCUCUCCGACGAGGAGCUAUUCACACGGAAAUCAAUGGGAACGGUUGCCUUUGAUUUCGUAUGAUAAACUAUGCGAUUCGACCUCGACAUCGUGACAGCGUUUCGGUGAUUUCAAAUCCAUUCCCCGAGUGAAUGCCCUCAAGGACCGACGUCGUCCUGCUCGUUACAAGCGGAUCCGUCGAUUUCUCAGGAAGGACGAAUUAACUCGAAUUACCGUAUCAGUGGGUCAACUCGGGCCCAGGCCUCAGGAUGUCCUCGGAAUUGGAGAGGAGGAGAAGGGAGACUCGUAACCCCGGUAGCGGUCGAAGGAGGCGAGUGCCCUGGAGGAAUUGGCCGGAUUGGCCCGGUACCCCUAAGGGUGCCGAGGUCGGAGGUUAAGGACGGCUUCCUUAAGGAUGGCCUCCUCCUCCUCGGCCCCUCGACGGCGCCGACACUGGUGCAGAAGCAUUCCGAUACGAAGAAGCUCGUCGUCGCGUGAAAGUUGUUCACCUCCUCUCCCUUCCACCUCGGCCGCCUCCACGUCCAACCUCCGCAACCUCCGCAUCCAGCGCAUCCACCACCUCCGCCGCCUCCACCUCCACCUCCCCGGCGAGGCGCACGAAGCUCCCGCUUCGUUGUCCGUGCUAGUUCCUUCGAAUCGCGAUUUGCCAAUACCAGCCGCUACCACUUAACCUGACUCAACCGAGCCUGACUUAACCCUAACCCGACCCAACCUACAUAUAUCAGCCUUAUCCUACCGCGUGGACGGAUCCGGCGAUAUGGGAGAAAGAGGCCGAUUUCCCUUACCCCCCUUUUACCCCCUUGAGGAAGAUCCCUCGGCCGAUACCCCUUAUCACCGCGUCACGAAGUUCCAGUUUCCCUCCCCACCGAGCUCCGGUUAUUUAUUAAUCCCGAAGCUCCGUUCAACCGAUCCUUUUCUUCAUUUCUCGGAUCCGAUGCGACAGCCUUUCUGCAAGGUGUCCUCCCGAGUCGUUUAAGCGUAUCAGAGCCGGACGGGAAAGGAAACGAGGGAAGUCGCUUAACGAAAAUUACUCCCUGGGGGGAGGGAUUCCACCGGCACGUAAAUUUUCUCUAGGGUAAUCGUUCCUUCCGCGUAGGUGCAACUGCAGAAAAAUGCACUUUCGCGGAGUCCUCCGAGGUAGACUGCAUGCUUUGGGCCACUACGAUGAUUCCCGUGAUUGCGCCAAUUAUCGUUACAGGGCCCUAUCUGGAAGGGAAAUCCUGGAGGAUAAGGAAAGCGCGGGGAGACACCUCGCCGACCGGGAGCGGACGAGCCGAGGAAUGGGAAUCGGAAAGACGGGGCCGGGGACCGGAAACGGAUGAUACGCGCCAGGUGGAUGACGUAAGCGAGAUCACCGCUUCCCUUUCUCUCUUCUUCUGUCUUCCCUCUUCUCAGGGACGAGCCCUCGGGGGAGGCGAGAACCCGACCCCGCCGACAUCCGGAGUUCCCUCGAUCUUCGAACGUCCGAGCACGAUUACUCCGUGGAAAGUGCAACGCUCGGGGAAAAGUCGGAACUUCGGGGAAACUCGUGGAACGGCUCGUUUCUCUUCCCUCUGUGCACUUCCUCGUUUGCAUCGACGACGGCGCCGACUUUCGCGGCCUCGAGCGAAAUGUCCUUACUCGGGUGAUGGCAAACUAAUGAGGGAAACAAUGAAUACGGACACGGGACGUGAGUUUACGAGGUGCCAGGGAGAUUGGGUUGCGAGUGAACUCGAUUUGUUUGCCCCUGUAAACGCUGCGGAGCGGAUCGUAUAGGCUCCAACGAUCUAUGGCGAAGUGCCUCCUCGAUGGACCGGCCACUCAAGGGGAGUGCUGGCAUCGCGGGGACUUUUGAAAGGACUCUCGAUGACAUUCGGCGGCUACUCCGUCUUGGCCCUGCCGACUGGCGAUGAAUCCCGAGUGUCGCGCCUCCAAGAGCGGUCGCCUCUUUGCAUUCGGGCGAGUCACAGUUCCUGGAGCGACCGCCUGGCGGAAUUCCUGGCCGAGGUGGCGCGGAAGGAGACCCGGGGGAGGAAUCCCGACCUCGAGGCUGGACCCCUUUUCGGAAGCUGCGCGGGACACCUUCGGACGAGGAAACGAAGAAAAGGGGUAAUUGCGGUUCGCCGACGUGGCGGAUGGAUCGGCGCGUCCUCGGGCUGAGAAGAAACCGUUGUCCCUCUUCUAGGCGAGAAUUUCACGCGCGUCUAGGGGGACUUCCCUUCGACGCCAAGACGCCGAGAGACGAUCUCCUGGUGGAGGCUGCGCCACGUCACGGAGGACAAAAAUCCCCACCAUUUGCCGAGACACGAGACAUCCGCCGGUGGGACGAAAUUACGAGAUUAAUCGACUCGUCUCCAAGUUCCCAUCGGAAGUGCACGCGACGGAGGCGAAGUCCAUCGCCUGCGUAACGAUUGCGUCGAUCGUAUCCCCUUGGAGGAAACGCGGGAAAUUUUCCAAGGCUCGGGAGAUAAUCGGACGGGAUUGUCGGGAGAAUUCAGGGGAGCGGGGGGGAGAGAAAAUCCGAGGCCAGUCUUCGUUGGCGAUCCUUUUCUUUUCCAUCGGUCGUAAUGAGCUCGGAAGGAGCACUUUGCCAUUUGAUUUCCCACGUUACGCAUCGCUGUCGGCCGUCGUCGAUGCACAACAAAGGAAUUGCGAUCUUCCGGAUGCGUCGCGACGUUUCCUCCGGGUUCGAUCCCAUCGAUCGACGACGUCGCGCCGGGACGGCAAUAGUUCGAGGAGGGACAAAGAGGGAUCGCACUUUGUAACGUCGUCCCACAUCGAGUCUCCUCUUAUUAUGCUACGUACGCUAUGCUAAGUAGAGGAACGGGAGGAGGACGUUUUUACGGGGCCCCGUGGUCUCGGAGACGUCGAAGAAGGCACGAACCUACCUCGCGAGGUGUGCGAGCCCCUCUCGUUUGCCUCUCUUUGCUCGGGAAUAUGAUACAAGUCUGGUAACGAGAGGACUGCGGUACCGAUUGCGAGCCUCGGACAUGAAAAUCUAACCAUCGGUCCCAUUAAGGCCGAGCCGAGCCUUGUGGCAGUGCCGUUUAAUUAUUUAUCCCGCCUGGUUGUAAGUCGAAACGGGAAAAAGGUCUACCACCCCGGAGGAACCCCAUGUCGCGGCUUUCCUCCGAGGUAGCGCUUUUCUUUAUUUCUUUACUUAUCCACUUAUCCAUUGUUUUAUUGUCUCUUCGCGGCGAUCACCCGUCGAAUUGCGCCCGCUCCGACUUAUCCGAGCCGCGGUGUCAUUAAUCGUCCCCUUAUCAAUUUCACGGGACUUUCCAUCGAGCCGAGUCCAAGGACGAGAAAAACCGACGCUUCGGCAGGACUUAAUCUUUCCCAAGGAUGCGAGCGCCACUCGAGUAUGGUCGUCGAUCGUGCGUUACAAUAUAAUCGAUAAUCGGAAAUACGAUCGGCCUUACGGGCUGGCGUAACGGCAAUAUCGGCGAUAUUACUUAAUCGCGGCUUUCCUACGCGAAGGUGCGACCGGGUUUAAAGAGCCGCCUUCUGUUCCCGGGAAUUCUCCCGAUCGCUCCAUUAAUAUUCCGCGUGAUAUCACCCGCGUUUUCCGCGGCUUUCCUCCGCGGUCUCCUUAUACCGUAUCCGCCCCUACGCUGUUCGAGAUGUUCGUCGAAGGGAAUUAUAUUCAAUUUCCCCCUCUAUUGGCUAUAUCCGACCUUCCGCGGUUUUCCUUCAUUUUCCGCAAUCGAGUCGCCGCGGGGUUUACGUAAGCGAUGAGGUCCCCGUUUAUUUUAUAUAAUGCUCCACGCCGGUGGACACUCGGUUUCCCGGUGCAGCUAGAAGCCGAGGCAAAACAACGCGUCCCGAAUUCGCUUCGCGAUUCUCACGGUCUCGGCUCGGCCGCGAAAUCCUGAGGACGCGUUAGGCGACUCCUGCACCGGAUCGAGCCAGGACGAAGGGCUCUUCCAUCGACAAACCGACGUUAACUUGGAAAGCAGUCGAGGAAUAGAGCACGCUUACGGAGCGGAGAGCAAAGUGGCCGCUCGCCCCAACACCCCGGAGAGGAGCCCGAAGAGGACCCUGAAGAGCCUUCUUGCCCACGCGGAGAGCCCGAGUGCGCUCGAACGCGUCGAGGAUUUUUCCCCCUGGCCUGGGAGGCAAACGAGAGGUCGGAGAGUCCCCUAGAGACUAGAGAAGAGAGGAUGCCCCGAGAGAGGAUCCGUGCCACUCGGUCAUUGGUGAAUGUACCGUACCGAGUACCGAGCACCGGGUACCGAGAGAGUGCCGGCCGCUCGUUCGGCAUCGCCGAUCCGUUUCCUCCUCUUCCGCCUGGAAGGCGUCCUCUUCCAGGGGACGCCGAUUACGUCCCUCCGAGGCCCGGGGAAACCGACGCGUGCCCGGUACCGUUCCCGAGAGCCCUCCAGGGUUCCUACGCGACCCUGGGGACCCUCGUUCCCGGCGAUCGAGGGAGCACCUCCACCUCUCCGGAGGGACCCCGAAGAGGUCCUAGAAAGAGAUGCAUCGGAUUUGAUAAAAUCAUAGUCUCGAUGCAUUCGGGACGCGGCGAGCUCGAGAUGUACCGGAGCUCCAUUUCCCGGUAAAUCCUUCGGGAAUCCGCUCACGUCCCGCGGAGAGCAUCGACGGGAGUCCAUCGACUCCGACCGAGAGCAUCGAUGUCGGUUAAGGUCCGAGGAUGCACCGCCGAGUGCAGUCCACGUGCGUUCGCGCGUUAUCUCCCUCCGGGGCGCGCAAGCGCGAUGCACCGCAGCCCGGUGCACUCGAGAUAGACGAAACGGGCCACCUCCACUCGUGGUCGAUCUCCGCUCUUCAGAAGCGACUUAUCGUCCCUAUCGAACGAUUCCCAGAGACCGAAUUAAUUUCCUUCGAUGAAAUAAUUCCCGAGAACCGAGGGAGUAACUGACCCUCGCAAGGAGGUCAUCGCGGGAGGCAUCGAGACGUGGCUCGAAGUGCAAGAGGACUCCUUCGAUCCAGCGCAGCAUCCUCGUGGACCGUCGAGGGAUCAUCGAGCUUCCCGGUUCCCGGUUCUCUCGUGUCGCCGGCUCGUUUAUUUAAAUGACCCUGCCCCCGGCCCCCGGGGCCCACGCGAGUUACCUACUUGCGGAGCCGUGCACCUCGCGAGAGCUCUCCCGCUCUCCUACGACCGUUAAGAUUCGAUUACUCGAACGAGGGGGGCCAGAGGUGAAGGGGAGCUAAAAGGAGAAGAGCAGCUCUCCGAGUCCGUAUCCGUGCACGUAGAGGUAUGCGCGAUUCUCGAAAUGUCAGGAAGGAUCGAGCGGGCCCCCCUCGAUAUGCCCCCGCUGCGCGGCGCCGAUGCAACCCGGCGUGCAACCUAGCGUGCAACCUAGAGUGCAACCUCCGAGCUACCUAGAGUGCUACCUUCGGCCCCGCGCAUCGUAUGGGAGCACUCCAGGACGCGGUAUUCCGCUCCUCGACUCCUGUUUAGCCCGACCGCGCUAUUUGGGGUCAGAUUUGGGGUCGCUCGACGAUUGCCCCGGUCACGUGAGAACUUAUCCCCAAAGAGCGCGGGAAUGGGCCUAGGUCUUGCGUUGGUCCACGUUGAAGCGAGCAGGGAGAUGCGAGGGCACCUCUUCGGGAGCGAGAUUUUCGCCACCCUGGUGGAUCGCGUUAUCGAGCGACGCGAUAAAUAGGGCUUUUUGUCAGGACGCGACCGUCGAUCAUUCCCACGUUUGUAAUCGAUCUACAGGGAUCCCGGCGUUACGAGACUCGCCUUUUUCCGCGCCGCAGCGGCGUUUCUUCUCCUCGGGACGUGAUCUCACCGCGCUAUUCGGGUCAAGGGUUGGAAAGGCCUCCGAUUAACCGCGGAUUUAAUUCCGCGGGUCGUAUGCUUUUCUUUUUGCUUUUCUUUCUCCUCCAGACUGCCGGAUCGUUUAGCGGUUGAAUUAAUGAAUAAUCACGAGGGAACGGCUUCGGAGUCGUUAAAUAAGCCGAGCGCGGCGCCCGGAAGUGGGCGAGCGCUGCGGAAAAGAGUCGCGCUGCGGAUCCAACGGGUAUAACGAGAGAGGCGGCCGGAAAAAGAUUUUAAUCGCCGGAUGCGAUCCGUUCGAUUCCCACGACUCGAUCGCGCGAUCACUGGCCGAAACGAUCCCUGUCGGCGCGUCCGCGUUGCAGCAGCCGAAAGGGCCUCCCUCGACGCCGGAUGACACGCAUUUCGCCGGGCCGCGGGCUUAAUUUACGAAAACUCAAGCCCGAUCGCGUGCGGCAGAGAUCGGCCUACAAUUUCCCGCUGCCACGGGCCCCGGGCGGCGAUCGUUCAAGGCUGAGAUUCGCCCGACGUGUGGGAAGCGUCACUUUUUCUCAGGACUUUGUUAGAUAGUCCCACGGCCGGACCGCCGCGUAUAAGGCGUUCCUUAGAUUUAAGAUAUUCGUUUUCGCCGGCCGCGAAUCGAGAAGGAAGCUCGUAAUCCGCGGAUCCCUGCGAGACAGGCGUCGCGAUAACUGGGAAAAAUCGCAACCGGAGGGAGAAACACCGAGGCUGGCGGAAAAUCGCGAUAACCCCCGACCCACGUCUAGAGUCUAGACGGGAGACGCGGAAGAUCGGCCUCUAUCUUCCGAACGGUCGCAGAUGCGAGGAAACGUUUCUUACGAAAUAUGCGAGGGACGGGACGCCGAGGAACUUUUGUCCGGGGCGUUUCCAGCCGCGACGCCUCGUUGGCUCGAAAAACUGCGUCGAUACCGGCGACGCCGCGAAACGCGGUCGAGCGGCGCGAGGGGUAACGUAACGAGCGCCCGGCCGAACGUAACGUAACACGCGAGUGGAAACUAUCGGGAUGAAAGUAAAAAGACCGACCGUUAGGUUUUUGCCGAUUCUCACGAAGGCAAGGUCGCCCCACGAUCCUUGGAUCGUCGUAAGAGCCGAGCCAGGUGAUCGCGGAUCGCGUGCCGCCCUUACGUGUCGACGUCGAAGGAUCCUGUCGAAUGAGCGGCGGCCGCCGAAAAACCGAUCGAAGAGCCAUCGAGGACCGAUCGAAAACCCAUCAUCGCUCGAUCGAUCAUACCCCGGGGCGAUUCCUUCCAUCGGAGAUCGUCAAAAACCAGCCUCGACCGGGAGGUCGCGUUUUCUCAACGCGAUAGAGGGUCCGCUCGUUACGUCGCGCAAUUAACGUCGAUGCGCUUUUCGCUCGAAAUGUUUUGCUUUACGGCGGGAAAUAAUUACGGUAUCGGGCGCCGGCCUACCCUGCACUUACGUGAAGAAGAGCUUUCUCAUCGCGCCGAGGCGAUGCGAAAGCCCCGGCGAAACCUCGCGAUCCUCUUGGCGGCCAACAAAGGAGGCUUCUUUGUCCUUUGCGUCUCGUAUCUCCGCGCCGUGAACUUCGCGGGAUCCACUUCUAGCGCGUGCCCGAGUCGCGGGUUUCCCAUUAUUAGCGAAAUCAUGGAAAUUAAACUAGUCCGGACAAUCAAGGAAAUUAAGUCGAACGUCGUGCCGAGGGAAUUUCUUAAUAAUUGCGCGUUGCUUUGUGACGAUUUCACGAGUCGUUCCUGAAGAUGUACCGGAUAAGAGAAUCCUCGAAGAUGCUCUCUCUCCGUACGAACGGCUAGUUUCGCGUCCUCAUAAUGACUCCGUCUGCUACACUCUGGAAACACCGUGAGACAAUCUUCUUCACGGUAACGACCCACCAUCCCCUAAAAAUGGCACCGAUCCGCGAACUAGCUGCAAGGUAGAACGUUUAAUGAGAUAAUCAGCGCGUACCCCCCCAGCAUUUCCGUGGAUUUAAACUUGCCGCCAUGUACACUUGUAAGUCAUUCAUGACCGCCAGUGUACGUGUCGAGAGAACUUUCACUUGCCCCGCGGUCGGAUGGAUGCCGAGCAAACUUUGCAUCCACGUGAUCGCUUUAGAGGAUCCUCUUCGAUCCUCCUCCUCGAGCCGAGAUCAUCACUCGCCGUUCCCCCCUUGCAAACGCCUGAACGGAAGAUCGAACGAGUACCAGACCGGGAAAAAAGUACGACGAGCCGAAGGAAAAUAUUCCAUUACCCCCAAAGAACGAUUACUCCACCCAAGUGAACUGCCCUCCCCGGGCCGAGGAUUUAUUAAAGUGAACUUUCCCGACCCGAUCA